Molecule: messenger RNA, 2406 nt
Organism: Nezara viridula (southern green stink bug)
Lineage: Eukaryota; Metazoa; Arthropoda; Insecta; Hemiptera; Pentatomidae
Source: the annotation of a GenBank genome assembly
AUGACCUCCAUAAACCUAACAGUCUGUCUCCUAAUAAUUGGAAGUUCACUCAUCUCAGUUCUUUGUGACGUUCCAGCUCCAAUAAUAAAAUCUCUGAAGGUUAAUUGUGACAUAAAAUAUAAAUAUGCCACAACAUUGGUCUCAAGUCGUAUAUUAAAUCCAGCAAAUGUUUCUCAAGAGGUUCAUUUUACAGUAACACUGCCUCAAGAAGCAUUUAUAACUCGUUUUGUAAUGGUGAUCAAAGGAGAGCCAUAUGAAGCUUACAUUAAGGAAAAGGAGGAAGCUAAAAAAGAUUAUGAUGCAGCAGUCGGAGCUGGUCAAAGUGCUGGACAUAUUUUUCAAACUAGUUCCCGCUUUUCUAAAGACUUCACUGUAUCAGUGAACGUAGCAGCAGAGGAAAAAGCAGAAUUUAAUGUCACUUAUGAGGAGCUUUUAACGAGAAAGAAUGGAACAUAUAAAGCUGAAAUUAAUAUUGAACCUCAUCAGAUUGUCCCAAAUCUCUCAAUAGUUGUUAAUAUUGAGGAUGUUUUACCAAUAACACAUGUUAGAGUACCUCAAUUCAAGGUGUCAAAUGAGAUUGAUCAAAGCGAUGGAGAGAACCCAAAUGCUAAAAAAGAAGUAAUAUCUCCUAAUAAAGUAAGAGUGGAAUGGAAUCCUUCAAAAAAAGAACAAAAAGAACUGAAACCAGAAGGCUUGAAUGGACAAAUGAUUGUAGAGUAUGAUGUUGAUGUAUCCAACAAAACCCAACAAAUUUUGAUUGAUGAAGAUGGAUAUUUUAUUCAUAUUCUUAGGAAUGAUCUUCUGCCAGUAUUGAAGAAACAUGUUGUAUUUGUUCUUGAUGUUAGUGGGUCAAUGACUGGUACUAAAAUGGACCAAUUAAAACAAGCUAUGGAAAAGAUUUUAUCUGAUCUAUCUGAAAAAGAUUAUUUCACUAUUGUUUUAUUUUCUGAUUCAAUUAUUGCUUGGAAAGAAGAUGGUGUUGAUAUAAAUUCAUUAAACUAUUACUAUGGGUACGAUGGUGAGGAACGUAAGAGUAUUUCCGUGGGAGAAGAAAAUGUGAUUACAGCUACUAAAGACAAUAUAAAAAAUGCUAUUAAUUUCACGAAAAGUCUUGAAACUUAUGGAGGUACAAAUAUUAAUGGAGGAUUGCGAGUUGGUAUUGACAUAGCUAAAAUGGGUCAAAAGAAAUUCAAGAAUGAUGUUCACCCAGUCGAACCAAUGAUUAUAUUUUUGACUGAUGGAGAACCUAAUACUGAAGAGUCUGACCCUGACAAAAUCAUUGACAAUGUUGGCAAACGCAAUACAGAAAAGGUUACUAUAUUUUCACUUUGCUUUGGUUUUGACGCUGACCUCAACUUUUUGAAAAAGCUCUCAUUAGCGAACAAUGGAUUCUCAAGGAGAAUAUAUGAAGGUUCAGAUGCAGCUUUGCAGCUCAACAACUUUUAUAAAGAAGUUGCUUCCCCGGUUCUAUCAGAUGUCAAAUUUGAAUAUCUUCCUGAAAAGGUUGAAAAUACUACUGCUGAAACAAAAAAUCUAUUUUCUGGUUCAGAAAUUCUUGUUCUGGGAAAGGUGAAACCAAAUAGUACAGUUUCUGGAGUCCUCUCGGCUAUGACAGCAGAAGGCAGGAGAAUGUUACAAAUGCCAAUAGACUAUUUGUUUUUGCCUCCAAUAGAGCACAAGCCAAAUCAGACUAAAAUAGGUUAUUUAGAAAAAAUGUGGGCCUACAAAACAAUUAAGUCUCUUCUUGACCAAAACACUGUAUCUGAAAAUGAUACUUUAAAAGAAAAGGCAAAAGAACUAGCCCUGAAGUACAAGUUUGUUACUCCACUGACUUCACUGGUUGUGGUCAAACCAAAUGUAACCUCCGUGGUGGAUGAUAAUCAACAAGAUAACAAGUACCCAAGCUUUGGUGGGGGAUAUGCACCUGCAGGAGCAUCUGGGAUAGCCGUAGGUAUAACAAGGCCAGCAAUGAGACCUUCUGUUUUUGGUGGACCACAUCUGUCAUCACUGUCAUCAAGUUAUGCAGGUCCUAUGCCCCUUGGACCAAUGCCAGCACCAGAUAUGUUAAUGCCCGAAAGUAUGGCAGAAGAAAAUGUUUAUACCACCACAAUUUCCGGAAGUAUAACAGCAGAUAAUGCUUCCGUUAUUCCAUAUACGAAUGUGACAUGGCUCAACCAGACAAUUUCUGAUGAUGGUCUUUAUCUCCAGCCUCCUCCUGAAGUAGAUAUAAAUGAUGUCAUCGCAUUGAAUGAGACUGACGUUUCAACAUCAAGAUGCAGUAAUGGAAACCCUUGCCGUCAUUUUAUAUUCUGCUCAUUACACUCUUUCGCUGAUGACUUUCAAGAUUAUCUUCCAUACAAAUGCCAUAUUGAACCAAGGUUUCUUGGAGUAUGCUGCCCAAUUUGA